Messenger RNA from Trichoderma harzianum CBS 226.95, 393 nucleotides. RefSeq lists its product as hypothetical. NCBI's taxonomy places the organism in Eukaryota, Fungi, Ascomycota, Sordariomycetes, Hypocreales, Hypocreaceae. The coding region runs from base 1 to 393 and encodes 130 amino acids. The transcript has 2 exons. The record is from RefSeq and is a predicted model, not a curated record.
AUGGGGAGAGCUUGUCGUGACUGCGAUGCUGCAGAUGAAAACGACGACGAUGGCUUGAUGCUCGAUCCGAUGCCUGCAAACAACCUUGUGGCUGAGCUACAGCACCAACUAGUCGUGCUCGUACCCCUCGAGGUUGGGCGAAUGAAGCGGCCUCGGAAGUUCUUGUCCGUGCCUCUCUGCUCGGCCUGGCCUGGCCUGCCGCUUACUGCACAGUUAUCAAUGCAAGCAAAGUUCCAGGCACAAGGCACCGGCACCGGCACAGGUACUGCUACAGCCACUGGUGCUGGUACAGGUACUUGCUACUGGAGCUGCGGAAAACGGGGUGCGGCUAGUGAAUCGACCGACAUCAAAUGUGGCUGGUGCCGUCCCAGUCACAUCAAACGUGUACUCUGA